Messenger RNA from Chaetomium globosum CBS 148.51, 351 nucleotides. RefSeq lists its product as uncharacterized. The transcript is spliced from 3 exons. Lineage: Eukaryota; Fungi; Ascomycota; Sordariomycetes; Sordariales; Chaetomiaceae. The record is from RefSeq and is a predicted model, not a curated record. The coding region runs from base 1 to 351 and encodes 116 amino acids.
AUGGACUGGCCCCUCAAGGACCCUGCUUUCUUUGACCAAGACUUGGAUGACCUUUACCGCUACGAGCCACAGAGGAGCAAAGCAGUGUACCGUUUUGAGGGUGACGAGGUAUUUGAUUGUCUUUGCGACACCGCCAGAGCACACAGACUGGCCGCCCGCGCGGAGCAACCCGACAUCCGACACAACCCAGCGAUUCUCGAGUACCUCCCCUUCUCGCGGGAAAGUUUUGAGAAGAUCGUCACAUGCCUACCUCUGCACGGAGACACGGCGCGGGUCGUCAACCGCUACAACAUGGCCUUCUUCACAAGCAUCGACCUGCUCGACAGCCCAGCCAACGCCAUCUGUCCGUGA